Molecule: messenger RNA, 1179 nt
Organism: Talaromyces atroroseus
Lineage: Eukaryota; Fungi; Ascomycota; Eurotiomycetes; Eurotiales; Trichocomaceae
Exons: 3
Coding region: 1-1179 (392 amino acids)
Biological process (GO): lipid metabolic process
Molecular function (GO): oxidoreductase activity
Source: RefSeq, a predicted model, not a curated record
AUGAGUUUGACUCAAGAUGGUGACUUGCUUUGCGCAGAGCUCAUAAGAAACGAAAUCCCUCCGUCGUGUUUUGAACGGAGUACAACCAUCUCCCUCGCCUAUCUCGCUCGCGAUUGUGUCUAUGCAGCUUCUCUCGUGUGGCUAGCCCUCAAGAUUGACCUGAUUCCAUCUGCCCCCGUCCGCUUGUUACUAUGGAUAACAUACGGAUUCCUCCAAGGAUGUGUCGGUACUGGCCUGUGGAUUGUUGGCCAUGAAUGUGGCCAUGGAGCCUUUUCCGAUUCCCCUCUUCUCAAUGACAUCGUAGGCUGGGUGGUGCAUUCCUCUCUCAUGGUGCCUUACUUUUCAUGGAAAAUCACACAUGCGCGACACCAUCGCUACACAAACAACAUCGAGAAAGACACGGCAUUUGUUCCGGAAACCUGGAAGUCGGCAAAAAUACCAGAAACAUCAUCAUCAACCACCGCAAGCCCUAUGCCGCUUGGCGGAAAUCUUGCGGCCUGGGGGGAAAUGAUUCAUGAUACCCCAAUCUAUACGACUUUCAGCUUACUCAGACAUCAGCUCCUAGGAUGGCAAGCAUAUUUGUUAUUCUAUGUCACUGCAGGAAGCGACAGUAUUCCUUCUUCCAGCGGCGUGGCUACCAGCAAGUCCUCUGUGCAGAGCCAUUUUGAUCCCUUCAGUGCUCUCUUCCGUCCCUCUCAGAGACAUUUAAUUGUCUUGUCAGAUCUAGGUUUAAUCUUGGUUGGAACAGCGCUUUAUUUCUUGGGACAGUCUCUUGGUGGAUUCAAGAUUAUGCUCCUAUACGUUAUUCCCUACUUAUGGGUCCAUCAUUGGCUAGUUGCAAUUACUUAUCUACACCAUACCCACCUUACGGUUCCGCAUUUCGCUGAUAGUUCCUGGUCAUUUGUUGACGGCGCGCUGUCUACUGUGGAUCGCAACUUUGGCUUCAUCGGUCGCCACUUCUUCCACAACAUCAUUGACUACCAUGUUGUUCAUCACUUGUUCCCUAAAAUUCCCUUCUACAAGGCGGAGGAGGCCACGAAGGCUAUUAUCCCGAUCUUGGGUGCACGGUAUAAUCGGGAUGAUAGGCCGUUUUUGAGAUCCCUGAUUGAGACAUACACUACUUGCGACUAUGUGUACGAUACAAAGCUCAAUGGUGUCUUCCACUGGGUGAGAAAGUAG